AUGGCAAAGAAAAUAACAAGUGUUGGUGCUCUCCUCUUCUUAGCUCUCUUGGCCUUGAACGAAGCCUUAGCCACCACCGUGACAACCACCGUGAGCACCACCACAAUCGAUUAUGAGGAGAAUCAACAAUGCCAGAAAGAGAUUCAGACGCGCAGCUUCUCAAACUGCGAGACUUUCCUGAGGCUUGAAUUUGAUACAUCUGAUGCCACAAUAAUGUUGCCCUAUCCUAAAAAAUAUUAUAAAAAUCGUUGCUGCAAAGAAGAGUUGAGUGGCAUUGAUCAGCAGUGCGUGUGCUAUGCUGUGAGGUCUAUGAUGAAGAACAUGAUGGACAGCGGCCGCCUCAGCGCUGAGGAUAUGGAGGAGAUGCUCGUGCUUGCUGGAGUUCUUCCUAUCAUGUGCAACAUACGAAAAAACCCAUGCUGA
Molecule: messenger RNA, 423 nt
Organism: Fraxinus pennsylvanica
Lineage: Eukaryota; Viridiplantae; Streptophyta; Magnoliopsida; Lamiales; Oleaceae
Source: the annotation of a GenBank genome assembly